Molecule: messenger RNA, 1314 nt
Organism: Spirodela intermedia
Lineage: Eukaryota; Viridiplantae; Streptophyta; Magnoliopsida; Alismatales; Araceae
Source: the annotation of a GenBank genome assembly
AUGGGGGAUGCGGUUCUCGGCUACGUCGUACAACGGGUCGGCGACCUCCUCGUCGAUGAAGCGGUCUUCCUGUACGCAGUGAAAGAUCAGGUGGAGUGGGUCAAGGACGAGCUCCGAGUGAUGGAGUGCUUCCUAAAGGACGCUGAUGCGAAGAGCAAGGGGGACGAAAGGGUGAAGAGCUGGGUGAGGUAUGUGAGGGAAAUCGCUUAUCGGGCGGAGGACCUCGUCGAAUCCUUCGUCCUCCAUGCCGAACGGAGACGACGACAGAGAAAGGACUUCAUCCAGACCGUUGUGUGUUGCCGCCUUCCAUCCCCCAACGGCUUCAUCGUACUCCACCGAUUCGGUAACGAGAUCGAGGCCAUAAGGGCCAAAAUCCGUGACAUCAGUGAGCGAAGAAGCACCUACGGAAUCAAGGACCUGAGCGAAGAGCCAGAGAGGCAGAUCAACAAGACAGUGCAGGAACGAAGGCGGGUCGUUCUCCAUGCCGCAGAUGCUGAUCUGGUCGGAAUGGACGAGGAGAAGAACAAACUCCUGGGACAUCUGUUGGACGGGAGCAGGAAGAAGCGGUCGGUGAUCUCGAUUGUGGGGAUGGGCGGUCUCGGGAAGACCACUCUUGCUAAGAGAGUCUUCAACAAGGCAAGAGCCAAUUUCGGUCACUCAGUGUGGAUCGAUGUCUCCCAGCAGUACUCCGCUGUGGAUCCCCUUCGAGACAUUCUUCUGCAGGUCACGAAGCUUGGAGAAGAGGAACUCCAGAAAAUGACGAGGCCCAGGCAAGAGAAGAUGCUUUACCAAACCUUGGAGGCGGAGAACUACUUGAUUGUCAUCGAUGACGUGCGGGACAAGGAGGUCUGGAGAAUCCUCAGGCCGCAUCUCCCAGACGCCGAGAACGGAAGCCGGGUGCUCAUCACCACCCGGUCCCUCGACGUUGCCAGAUCUGCGGACUCAUCUACCCCUCCCCUUGAGUUGCGCCUACUUAGCGAGGAGGAGAGCUGGGAGCUCCUCUCCAAGAAGGCGUUCUCGAAUCAGGAGGAUAUCGAAGGAAUCUGUUCAGAACCGUUAAGGAAAGUCGAGAAAGAAAUCGCGAGGAAAUGCGGGGGCCUGCCUCUGGCGCUGGUGGUGCUCGGCGGUCUGCUGUCCACGAAAGGUCCGUCACUUCGGUCUGCGGGGGCCUGCCUCGGAGACACUUGUCUGGGAAACUAUCGAGGAAGGCCGAGUGUGCUUGGAUAUACUGGCGCUGAGCUACAACGACUUGCCCCGUCACCUAAAGUGCUGUUUUCUUUAUUUCAGUUCUCUUCCAGAAGACUUCGAGAUUGA